AUGAGGACGGGUUUUCCGAACACCUGUGAAAACCUUGAUAUCGCACAAGAUCUGCGAAAGACCUACAAUAUCGACGUGGAGCUCAAUAGGUUAAAAGUCGAUAUUGCAGCUUUACAGGAGACCAGGAUUGAGGACGAAGGCUCUUUACGGGAAGCUCACUAUACUUUUUACUGGAAGGGCAAGAGUUCCACGGAAACACGGGAGCAUGGUGUAGGAUUUGCGGUCCGUAAUCAACUUAUUGAUGCUAUUGAGACACCAGUAGGUGUAUCUGAGCGCAUCAUGGUCUUGCGUCUUAAUACAAAAAGCGGCUAUGUCACCUUGAUCUCCGCUUAUGCACCGACGCUUCAUUCCACAUCCGAGGCCAAGGAUCAAUUCUACAACCAGCUUGAUGAAGUGCUCCGCGGGGUGCGUCCAUCCGACAGGCUACAUAUAUUGGGCGACUUCAAUGCUAGGGUCGGUCAGGAUAAUACUGACUGGCCUGAUUGCCUAGGUGCGCAUGGUGUCGGUAAGCUCAACGACAACGGACAACGAUUGUUGGAGUUCUGCUCUAAGUAUGAACUAUGCGUCACCAAUACAUUUUUUAAAGGGAAAUGGAUGCGAAAAGUCUCUUGGAUGCACCCCCGCUCAAAACACUGGCAUCAGUUGGACCUUGCACUUACUAGAAGAAGAGACCUGCGCGAAACACUUCACACGCGGACGUACCACAGCGCUGAUUGCGACACAGACCACAGUUUGGUUUCCACCAAGGUCCGACUAGUCCCAAAAAGGAUCCAUUCUGCUAAGCCUCUUGGCCGAAAGAGGAUUAAUCUUUUUAAGACCCGGGACCUGGAAGCAGUGGAAUUAUUCAGUGCUGCAGUACGUGACGAAAUUGCGAAUUGGGACAGUUCCGUAUCAGCGCAAGCCGAGUGGGAAAUGAUUAAGUCUCUUCUCACAGACGCCGCGGGGAGGGUUUUUGGUUAUCAAAAGGCAAGGUCUCACGACUGGAUGCUUGAAAAUGAGGAGCACUUACUUCCCCUUAUUAACUUGAAACGGCAAGCUCUCAUAAAUUUCCGCCUUAAUCCCUGUGAUUCUGCACGAGAAGAGCUCAAAAAGGCGAAAGCCUCACUCCAGCGCAGCUCUCGUUUUUAUGCAAACGCAUACUGGACAGAACUCUGCCAAGGAAUUCAGGCAAGCGCAGACGCAGGAAACAUGGGCGGUGUUUAUGAGGGUAUUAAGCGAGCUCUUGGACCUCCUACAAAAAAGACGGCCCCUCUAAAAGAAGCUGACGGCUCUGUCAUAACAAACAGCAGCCGUCAGAUGGCAAGAUGGGUGGAACAUUACACCGGGCUAUACUCGUGCCCAGUCGACAUUCAACCAGAAACUGCAGGAUUAAUGCCGACCCUGGACACUUGGCACGAGUUGGACUCCGCACCUACCGUAGAGGAACUUUACCUGGCCGUCAAGCAGCUAAAACAUGGCAAAAGUCCGGGCAAAGACGAAGUGUACACCGAAAUCGUCAAGUUGAAGUGCAUCCUUCCUGUCCUUCAUAACCACCUGACCAAAUGCUGGGAACAAGGCUGCGUGCCUCAGGAUAUGCGCGAUGCUAAUGUCGUCACUCUUUACAAAGGCAAAGGCGACCGCGGUGAUUGUAACAAUUACCGUGGAAUAUCCCUCCUCAGCAUAGUCGGCAAAGCUUUUGCUAGGGCUACCUUAGCCAAACUACAGAAGCUGGCUGACCGCGUAUAUCCAGAGGCACAAUGCGGUUUUCGGGCCCAACGGUCAACUGUCGAUAUGAUUUUUUCACUCAGACAGUUACAGGAAAAGUGUAGGGAGCAAAGCAGUCCUCUUAUCGUAGCAUUUGUCGAUCUCAACAAGGCAUUUGACACUGUGAGUAGAGAGGGGCUUUAUUCGGUUCUUGUCAAUAUCGGUUGCCCUCCAAAGCUCCUGAAGAUAGUGCAGUCAUUCCACGAGGGUAUGGAAGCCACAAUCCUUCACAACUGCGAAACAUCGGCUCCCUUCGACGUACGCCGUGGCGUUCGUCAAGGUUGUGUACUGGCACCUACUCUCUUCGGAAUAUUCUUUUCUGUACUCUUGAAGGUUGCUUUUGGAGAUGAUCUACAGGGGAUACACCUGUAUACAAGAGCCGAUGGUCAGAUGUACAAUCUUGCUAGGCUUAAGUCCAAACGACAUAGAAAGGACUUUUUUGUAGAUAGCCUUCUCUUUGCUGAUGACGCUGCUUUCGUCGCUCACAGUGAGUCUCAACUGCAGACCAUCAUGGACAAAUUUCAAAAAGCGUGCGACCUCUUUUCCAUGUCGGUUAAUGCCAAGAAGACCGUCAUACUAGCGCAAGGAUGUUCAGAACAGCCAACUAUCGUGCUUAACGGUGCACCUCUAGAGGUGAUCAGCAAGUUUUGCUACCUUGGCUCGCUUGUGUCGUGCAAUCUUUCGCUUGACGCGGAGAUCGACUCCCGCAUCGGCAAAGCGGCCACAACGUUCGGGAGGCUCCGUACAAGGGCUUGGGACAAUAAACAUCUCACGUGUGCUACUUUCCCGCACUAG
Molecule: messenger RNA, 2538 nt
Organism: Leguminivora glycinivorella
Lineage: Eukaryota; Metazoa; Arthropoda; Insecta; Lepidoptera; Tortricidae
Exons: 2
Coding region: 1-2538 (845 amino acids)
Molecular function (GO): catalytic activity
Source: RefSeq, a predicted model, not a curated record